AUGGCUUCUUUCAAGCCCUCAAUUCCCUUGACCAGCGAUUCUGCUGCCUCUGUCCCUUCCACUCGCACCUCCGGUGAGGUACAUGUUAUCAUGGGCCCCAUGUUCGCCGGCAAAACCACCGCCCUUCUUCGUCGGAUCAAGUCCGAGGGCAACAAUGGCAGAAAUGUGGCAAUGAUAAAAUCCAGUAAGGAUACGAGAUAUGCUAUCGAUUCGGUUGUGACGCAUGAUGGGGCAAAGUUUCCGUGCUGGGCGCUGCCCGAUCUGUCAUCCUUUAGGCAAAAUUUUGGAGGAGAGGCUUAUGAGAAGCUUGAUGUCAUCGGUAUUGAUGAGGCUCAGUUUUUCGAGGAUCUAUAUGAUUUCUGCUGCAUGGCUGCUGAUCAUGAUGGAAAAACUAUUAUUGUUGCAGGCCUGGAUGGUGAUUACUUGAGGAGGAGCUUUGGCUCAGUGCUUGAAAUAAUACCUCUGGCUGAUACCGUGACCAAGUUGACAGCUCGAUGUGAACUGUGUGGCAAACGAGCUUUCUUUACCCUGAGGAAGACAGAAGAGACACGAACUGAACUGAUUGCUGGGGCUGAUGUCUACAUGCCUGUCUGUCGCCAGCACUAUGUCAAUGGACAAGUUCUCAUGAAAGCUGCAAGAACUGUUGUGGAGUCUCAUAAAUUUAAGAGUGACACCUUUCCUGAAGUAGCUGCAGUUGUUUAG
Prunus armeniaca (apricot) is the source of this 702-nucleotide messenger RNA. Lineage: Eukaryota; Viridiplantae; Streptophyta; Magnoliopsida; Rosales; Rosaceae. The record is from the annotation of a GenBank genome assembly.